AAGUGCUUUUUCAAAAAUACUUUGGAAGAAAUAUCUUCCAACCUGGAACCUAGACCGCCAAUUUAUACCGAUGAAUCAAAGUCAUCUCUACAUAAUCGGCUGUACAAUAAUCUACAAGAACAAGAUAGUAAACUAUUACUAUGACUAUUUGUGUAGGCAUCACCAGGACUUGUUGCCGACCGCCAAGAUGAGUCUUUUGUGAAUAUCUUACUCCAAUAUAUUGGGUUAAUGCGACGAAUCUAUUCGAUUGAGAUAUAUAGGCUGGACAAAAAUAAUGGACCCAAAUCCAUGGCAACUCACCCCAACGGGCUGAAUUGACUUGGUGAACCCAUCCCAGUUUGAUGCAUGUUUCUCACACUUUAGUUGAAAAAAUUAACAAAGGAAAAGAAAAAGGCUGCUAGGAAUACCGCGGCAUCAAGCUGGAAUCGGAAUUGUUUUCUUCAAGCCAUGCCAUCAUCAUUGCUGCGCCCCGCCUCCAUUCCCUUUUCCACCUUUCCCACUUUUCCCUUUCCUCAUUAUCGAUCUCUUCCCCACCGAAGCAUCCCCAUGCUCUUUCCAUGGCUACAUCACCGCGAACCUCUAGGGAUCUAUUCCUCUUCCGCGCUCCACCUCCAUCGCCGGCAGCCAUGCCUCGCGACACCUCGCCCGAACCUCCCGAAGACGACGACCUUUCCAGAUUCCUCAAACGUUCCCGCCGCGUUCCGGAGCUGAUGUUGCCGCAUCGGAAUCCUCUGGAAAUCGAUUUGAAGUCAUUGAUCUCGGAGGAAAGGGGAGGAUCGGAGGAGGAGAAUCUACGCUUGGCGGCGAGAUCGAUGGGCUGUUUCCAGAUCAUUAACCAUGGGAUUGAGGAGAGUUUGAUUCAAGCGGCGGUUGAAGGAGCGGAGGGGAUUUUUGGGUUGCCGUUGGAGAGGAAGAAGGAGGCGGCGAGAUCGCCGGAAAGAAAGUGGGGAUUUGAAGUGGAGGAGGAAGAAGAUGUAGGAGGUAGCGAUGAGUUCUUCUGGUGGAGCGACGCAGCAGAAGGAAUGGCGGGAGUUUUGCCGCCAGAGUGCGAUGCUUUUAGUGUCAAAAUGGAGCAGCUUCUAAUGAAAAUAAAGAAAAUGGCGCGAGAGCUUGAGCUUAUUUUAAUGGAUUCCGAAAGCUCCAUUAAAUGGAGAAAAGAGAAGAAUGAUAUUAAAGAUGACAACAUGAUUGUAUGUCUCCGCAAGCACAGGCGAAGCAAAGAAGCAAUUUUUAAUGAAGAAAGGGAAGGUUUUGAUCUGAAUCAGGACGUGCUGGGAGCGUUUUUGAGGAGCUUGGGUUGCUCGCACGCUCUCAGCUUCCAUGUCUUCGCAGGGGCUUCCAGCUUUCGAGUUUACUCUAAACAAGCUCUGGUUUCAUUUCGACCUGCUAAUGCCGCCAUGGUGGUCACCAUAGGAGACCAGAUGCAGGUAAGUUUUAGAGGAAUGGUCUAAAUAUAUAGGAAAAUAUUUUUCAGGCAUUUACUUACCUAUCAUCCAAUUCCUAUGUAUUUACCUAUAUAGUUGAAUCCAUAUUUGCCCUGUGAAUCACACCUAAGAAAUAUAAGAUAAAAUAAGAGAGAGGAAAAGAGUGCACAUUAAUGAAGAGUAGAAUGAGGG
Phalaenopsis equestris is the source of this 1616-nucleotide messenger RNA. RefSeq lists its product as uncharacterized. Lineage: Eukaryota; Viridiplantae; Streptophyta; Magnoliopsida; Asparagales; Orchidaceae. The record is from RefSeq and is a predicted model, not a curated record. The transcript is spliced from 2 exons. Bases 558 to 1451 code for a protein of 297 amino acids.